Messenger RNA from Eurytemora carolleeae, 94 nucleotides. RefSeq lists its product as uncharacterized. Gene Ontology annotation, biological process: DNA integration. Gene Ontology annotation, molecular function: nucleic acid binding. Lineage: Eukaryota; Metazoa; Arthropoda; Copepoda; Calanoida; Temoridae. The record is from RefSeq and is a predicted model, not a curated record.
UUUUGUGCAAAGGAGUUAAUUGUUUAAACUCUCUCUAUAUGAUUGUGAUAAAUUGGAGAUCAUGGCUUGUUGGUUUUUGUGGAGAUAUUUCCAA